CAUCUUGCUUUAGCGCAUGUAAGCCACAUGGCCAGUUUAUGUACGUAAACACACGACUUCUUUUUCUCUUUUAAAAAAUGAAUUUUCCUCGACAGCUGCAAUUUCCAUUCGUUUGUUGAUCUUUUUAAAAGUUUGUUUUCCCGCAUUUUUUUUCUCUAUUCAAUGUUGAUUUCCAUGGCCAAAACCGCACCACCAAAGAUCUCUGUUUCUCCACAGAACAAAAACCACAGAGACAGCUCUAUUAAAUCUCGAAAUGUCUUCUUUUUUGCUAAACCAUAUCCAAAGUCCACUCUUUUUUCAUCCCAUUUACACAGUUCUUAUACCACAUUGUCCAUCUCUUCCUCGGUUAUUGAGGCAGAAGAAUACAAAAUCUCUGAUUGCAACAGAAAAAUCUGUGAAUUAUGUGAAGUGGGUAAUCUUAGAAAAGCCAUAGAAUUGCUUCACAUGUCUCCAAAAACCAAAAUUGAAUCAAGUACUUACUGUUCAGUAUUGCAGCUUUGUGCUGACACUAACUCUUUACAAGAUGGCAAACAAGUUCAUUCGAUUAUUUGCUCUAAUGGGGUUUCAAUCGAUGGGGUUUUGGGAACAAAACUUGUAUUUAUGUACGUAAGUUGUGGGGAUAUAAGAGAAGGGAGAUUAAUUUUUGAUAAGAUUGCAAAUCGGAAAGUUUUUCUUUGGAAUCUAAUGUUAACUGGGUAUGCAUGGAUCGGUGAUUUUGAGGAAAGUGUACAUAUAUUCAGGAAGAUGCUGGAUUUGGGGGUUGAAGUGAACUCUCAUACGUUUUCCAGCAUUUUGAAGUGUUUUGCAGCAUUAGGAAGUCGUAAGGAAGGUGAAUGGGCUCACGGGUAUUUGUUGAAAUUGGGUUAUGGCUCCCAUAAUAUUGUUGUUAAUUCUCUAAUAUCUUUUUACUUCAACAUUAGGAAAGUUGAGAGUGCACGUAAGUUGUUCGAUGAAUUGAGUGACCGAGAUAUUAUCUCAUGGAAUUCUAUGGUAAGUGGUUAUGUGGCAAAUGAUCUUCCCGAGGAAGGACUGCUGGUUUUCAAAGAGCUGCUAUAUUUGGGAGUUAACUUGGAUUUGUCUACAGUGAUCAGUGUCCUUGCAGCUUGUGUAAAUUGUGACAAUGUUCUGUUGGGUAGAGCAGUUCAUGCUUUAGCAAUAAAGGCCUGUUUUGAUAGGAGAAUAACCUUUGCUAAUACUUUACUGGACAUGUAUUCUAAAUGUGGUGACUUGCAUGAUGCAAUUCUAGUUUUUGAGAAGAUGGGUGAAAGAAGUGUUGUAUCUUGGACUUCCUUGAUUGCAGGUUAUGCUCGAGAAGGUUUGUCUGAAGGGGCUAUUAGAUUGUUCCAAAAAAUGAAAAGUGAAGGUGUUAGACCAGAUAUUUUUACCAUUUCUACAAUUCUUCAUGCUUGUGCUUGUAAUGGGUCACUGGAAGAUGGCAAGGAUGUGCAUAAUUACAUCAAGGGAAAUGAUAUCCAAUCAAAUCUUUUUGUAUGUAAUUCUCUCAUGGAUAUGUAUGCAAAAUGUGGAAGCAUGGAAGAAGCUAACUCAGUGUUUCUGAAGAUGCCUAUGAAAGACAUUAUCUCAUGGAAUACUAUGAUUGGAGGGUAUUCAAAAAAUGGUCAUCCCAAUGAAGCUCUUGGUCUGUUUGUUGCAAUGUUACAAGAAUUAAAACCUGAUGGUAGAACAAUCGCUUGUAUUCUUCCAGCUUGUGCUAGCCUAGCUGCUCUAGAUAGAGGUAGAGAGAUCCAUGGCUUCAUAUUGAGAAAUGAUUGUUUUUCUGAUCAACAUGUUGCCAAUGCACUUGUUGACUUGUAUGUGAAGUGCGGGGCAUUAGCUCUUGCACGGUUACUAUUUGAUAUGAUUCUCACUAAGGAUCUGAUCUCAUGGACAGUGAUGAUUGCUGGGUAUGGAAUGCAUGGAUUUGGGAAAGAAGCUAUUGCUGCCUUCAAUGAGAUGAGGCAAGCAGGGAUUGAGCCUGAUGAAGUUUCCUUUAUUUCUAUACUGUAUGCUUGCAGCCAUUCUGGGUUACUAAAUGAAGGAUGGAUAUUAUUUAACAUUAUGCAACAUGAAUGCAGUAUUGCUCCAAAAUUGGAGCACUAUGCUUGUAUAGUGGAUCUUCUUGCCCGCACUGGGAAACUAUCAAUGGCAUAUCAAUUCAUAAAAUCAAUGCCAAUUGAACCCGAUGCCACAAUAUGGGGUGCUUUGCUCUGUGGGUGCAGGAUUCACCAUGAUGUUAAAUUAGCAGAAAAAGUAGCAGAACAUGUCUUUGAACUAGAACCUGAGAACACAGGAUACUACGUACUUUUAGCAAAUAUCUAUUCUGAGGCUGAAAAGUGGGAAGAAGUGAAAAAACUAAGAGAGAGGAUUGGUGGGCGGGGUUUAAAGAAAAAUCCUGGCUGCAGUUGGAUAGAGGUCAAGGGCAAAGUUCAUAUAUUUGUUUCUGGAGACGGUUCACACCUACAAUCCCAGAAGAUCAAGUCUUUAUUGAAUGAGUUAAGAUCAAAGAUGAAGGAGGAAGGUUACUUUCCUAAAAUGGAAUAUUCACUGAUUAAUGCAGAUGACCUGGAGAAGGAAAUGACUCUUUGUGGGCAUAGUGAAAAAUUGGCCAUGGCUUUUGGAAUAUUGAACUUACCACCCGGCAAAACGAUACGGGUAACCAAAAAUUUAAGAGUCUGUGGGGACUGUCAUGAAAUGGCCAAGUUCAUGUCUAAGAUAACGAGGAGGGAGAUCGUAAUGAGAGAUUCUAAUCGUUUUCAUCAUUUUAAGGAUGGUACUUGUUCUUGCAGAGGUUUCUGGUAAAUCAUGCGAUGUUAGGAGUUUGAAUGUAAUAGAGCUUAUCAUAGCUAUUUGGAGGUUGAGUCCUAUUUAUUGGUCAGAAAAUUAUUGUGAAUACUGGUCAAGACAAGCAUUUUGCAGAUUAGGAAUUCAAGUCAGGGUCCCUGUUGUAUACCUAGGUCAAACUGAUUAUCAGUUCAAAUUAUGUAUUCCAAACUACUGAGAAACGGAAAGCUACCCUUUUCUCAUUUGUGAACGAGGGAGAGAUCAUGAAUGGAGAUCACAAAAAUGGCAUUGUUGUA
Molecule: messenger RNA, 3077 nt
Organism: Hevea brasiliensis (rubber tree)
Lineage: Eukaryota; Viridiplantae; Streptophyta; Magnoliopsida; Malpighiales; Euphorbiaceae
Product: pentatricopeptide repeat-containing protein DOT4, chloroplastic
Exons: 1
Coding region: 163-2799 (878 amino acids)
Biological process (GO): RNA modification
Cellular component (GO): intracellular membrane-bounded organelle
Molecular function (GO): protein binding; zinc ion binding; RNA binding
Source: RefSeq, a predicted model, not a curated record